Oldenlandia corymbosa var. corymbosa is the source of this 1256-nucleotide messenger RNA. The record is from the annotation of a GenBank genome assembly. NCBI's taxonomy places the organism in Eukaryota, Viridiplantae, Streptophyta, Magnoliopsida, Gentianales, Rubiaceae.
AAAAGAAAAAAGAAAAAAAACACACAAUCCAACAGUGAAAGCAAGCAAGCGAAUCCUUUAAUAAAUGGAAGAAUUUAAUUCAACUCCUAGUCUUUCCUUCUUCUUCUUGUCUUUCCUCCUUAUACUGUCAAAAAUGGCAAUGCAUAAAUGGAUUCUUCUGGGAUUCUGCAUUUUCUUCGUCUCAGCUGGAGCUACUACUCUUCAAGUGCAGGGAAAAGCAGGAAAAAUUACCAACAACCCUGCUGAUCAGUUAGUAGCUACUCUGACUGGCAACAGAACCGCGCAUGGAUCAUCCAAUCUGUACAGCAACCCAGGAUUGGCAUGUUUAGCUUUGCAAUACAUAAAAGCAUAUCAAGGUGAUUGUGGUGCAGUUGGGGGGCCAAAUGCUAAAAAGCCUGCCGAUAGCGAAUUUGCUGAGACUUUUGCACCAAACUGUGGUGUGGAGACUAAAACUCUCACCCCAAUAACUGGCCGUCUAUUGGGAUGUGAGACCAAGUAUGUAUCACCUUCCGAGGCAUUCUCGAGUAUCUUAAUACAUGACAGUAGGAGCUUGGAUAUACUGUACAGUAAAAAUCACACAGAGGUCGGUGCUGCUGUUAGUGGUUCAGAUGGUGGUUCACCUUAUUUUUGGUGUGUGCUUUUCAGCAACGGCACAUCAAAAAACAGCUUUGUCUUGGAAGGAGGUGAAGCUAAGAUAAGUAGACCUGGAUGUUUUAGUGGUGCAAAUGAUGAUUGCAGUGAUGCUAAUCAUAAUGCACUUUCCCUCCAAAUCCCUUUACUCUGGUCAAUUGCUGUUGGAGUUAUGGCGGUUCUGCUUUCCAGCUUAUGAGUUUUUUUUCCUUCACCAUUUGCAUGGAAAUGUUUAGACGAGAACCUGUGAUUUGGCGAGGUUGAGAUAUCAUUGGUACAGCGGACACCCACAUAGUGGGAUAAAUGCUCAGUUGUCCUUUUUCAUGACUCAUUUAGUGGCCUCAUUUGUUGUUUCAUUUUUUCUUUUUUCUUUUUGUUUUCCAUUCAAUCAGUAGUCAUUUAGGCAUACAUGUACCAAGUUCCAGGUUUUGAUUGAUUCAUUCAAUUUUUAGGAAUGGUCCGAUGUUAUUUUUCCUUCUGUUACUACAGUGAAAUGUUAUCAUAAGGUCAGAUAUAUUGGGGGUUCAACUACACAUGUUCGUUGCAGUUUCCAAAUUCAGAUUUAGUUUGAUUUUAGCAUAAACCUGUUACAAUAAACAUUACACUAUCAAUAAAAUUCAUUCAAG